Messenger RNA from Stegastes partitus (bicolor damselfish), 3740 nucleotides. It is a transcript of the gene ptpn22, whose product is annotated as protein tyrosine phosphatase non-receptor type 22. Gene Ontology annotation, biological process: protein dephosphorylation; T cell receptor signaling pathway; negative regulation of T cell activation. Gene Ontology annotation, cellular component: nucleus; cytoplasm. Gene Ontology annotation, molecular function: non-membrane spanning protein tyrosine phosphatase activity. The record is from RefSeq and is a predicted model, not a curated record. NCBI's taxonomy places the organism in Eukaryota, Metazoa, Chordata, Actinopteri, Pomacentridae. The transcript is spliced from 26 exons. The coding region runs from base 453 to 2975 and encodes 840 amino acids.
UGUUGUCCAACAGGCUAGACUGCCUGCACUGCCUGCAACCGACUUUGGAUAGGAUCAGCUGUUUGUGUCUGCUUACAUGCGUAAAUGUGUGGCCCACUGUUUUUGUGGGUGUUUCCCUGACGUUCCCUCCGCAACACUUUCACGCAAUCAAACACCCGAGUGACUUUAGGACCCAGUGAGAGACACCCUGGGGGCGCGGCAAUAUUUUUAAUCUGACCACAGAACCUGUUAGCUUACUCUUGCUUCCUCUAAGACAAAUCAGUCGUUCCCUCACAAUAGUUCCUUGAUGUGAGAGUAGCAAUAGAGAAGUGCUCUGAGUAACAGCAGCAGCAGAAGUGCCACAGCCCUGGACCUAAGCCGCGACAACUCAACUCCAUGACCUGUGGACAAGGACCUUUGUGUCCUGACAUGCCUGUGAAAGGUGUCCAAUCCCAGGCAGUGUACAGCCAGCAAUGGAGCAGCAGGCCUGGAUACUGAGGAGCUUCCUGGCUCAGCUGGAGAGACAGGAGGCUGUUGACAAGGAGGCACCGAGUGGCAUUGCCGGGGAGUUUGCGAGGUUGAAAAGUCAGUCAACAAAGUACCGCACUGACAAGACCUACCCCACCAAGGCAGCAGAAAAGCAGGAAAACAUCAAGAAGAACCGAUACAAGGACAUUCUUCCCUUCGACCACAGCAGAGUAAAGCUCACUCUCACCACAGCUAAAAAUGACACAGACUACAUCAACGCCAGUUUCAUCAAGGGCGUGUCGGGUUCCAGGGCUUACAUUGCUACUCAGGGUCCUCUGCCACACACAGUAGUGGACUUCUUGAGGAUGCUUUGGGAAUACAACAUACAGGUCGUAGUGAUGGCCUGUCGAGAAUUUGAGAUGGGAAAGAAAAAGUGUGAGCUCUACUGGCCUCAGUACCAAAAGGAGUCAUUUGUUUGUGAACCUUUUACAGUUUACUGUGAUUCUGAGGAAAAGAAAGGAGACUAUCUGUCAAGGACAUUAAGGUUGACUCAUCGCAAUUCUAGCCGAACUUUGAAGCAGCUUCACUAUGUCAACUGGCCAGAUCACGGUGUCCCAGACUCCAUCCCUCCCAUUCUGGACAUGUUGCAUGAGAUGCGCUCCUAUCAAGUCCAUGAUGACAUCCCCAUCUGUAUCCACUGCAGUGCUGGCUGUGGUAGAACAGGAGCCCUCUUGGCCAUUGAUUAUACCUGGAAUCUCCUCAAGAAACAGGCCAUCACUUCAGACUUCAAUGUCUACGACUUAGUUCAAACCAUGAGAACCCAGAGGCCCUCUGUGGUUCAAACCAAGGAACAGUAUGAGCUCGUCUACAGAACCAUCAAGUUACUGUUUCAGAAACAUUUGCAGUCCAUGGAUGCACAAAUCUGCCAAAAUGAGGUGACAAUGGUCCGGUCUGCUAUCACACCUUCCAUCACUGAAAGUGAGUUAUGUGACCUGCACGAGGAGUUGGAUUUGAUGCCACAGUUCCAGCACCUGCUCGACGAGGAGAGGGAUGUUCUACCACAGCACCUCACUCCUUUACCGUCUGCUUCAGAAAAUUUAAUUGCACAACAAUGGCAACUACUCCAGACCCUUCCUGAGGAUCUGGCCAUGAUCCAGGACCUCAGUGAGGGACUCUGGACCUCACCUAAACUGGUGGAUACAAACCAAAGAGUCCCUGUAGACGAAGAGAGGAUACCGGAGAGUAAUGACACACCAUCACGGAACCGUUCGCCUUCACCGGCUGUGGCAGCAGCCAUUUGUCUGAUGGUGGAGGACCCCUACUUUGACACUCCUAUGAACUCCCCUUUGUCAGGGGAGGCACCUAUGGAAGAAGACUUCAAACAAUGGACAGUCAGUCCUGUCUUCAGCUCACCCUCAUUGUUUCUGAAUGACCACAGCCUGGAGCUCAACUCUACUGCCUCAGAUACUAUUAAAGCUCAUACUGAUGGGGAAAGGCCCCCUCCUCUACCUGAACGAACCCCAGAGUCCUAUGUGCUGGCUGCGGAUGAAGAUCCCUUUGAAAGAUUAUCAGUUAUCAUUCCACCCAAUGCUGCAGCUGAGGCUGUCAGGGAGUUGGGAGGCAGCCCCCCAUCACCUGUCCCCCCACUUCCAGAGCGAACCCCAGAAUCAUUUGAGUUGGCUGUUGAUCAAGCUCCUGUGGAGCAAAAGUCAGCGGUCACGGCGGCAGUAAACCUGAGCAGAAUAGGACUGUCUUCAGAAUGGUCUGGUGACUCAAAGCCAGCUACAUCUGAGGAUGAAACGAAACCUUUUGUGAGGAGUAAGAGUCUGAGGGCACAAAUGACCUUCACAGCUCUACCACCACAAAAACAUCUUGAUCUCGCACCAAAUACAACUUCAAACUUCCACAACUACUCUCUGCCACUGGACUCGCUGACUACUCCACAGCUACCACAAGAUGAGGACAGACUGACGCCUCCCAUUCCAGAGAGAACCCCAGAAUCCUUCAUUCUCACCACAGAAGAGAUUCAUGAGAAAAAACCCCUUUGCCCGCAGCCCUUAGAGACGCCACAGCCCUUGUCGAGGGUGGGAACGUCGUCUGAGUGGGAUGGCGCCUGUCAGCCCAAGAAGUUCCUCGAUGUUGUCAUGAGCAGGAGCAGGAGUGUUCGAGCUAAAGGUUCAAGACAAGUAUCCCUCAGUGCAGUCGUGCAGCUCGCUCCACCCCCUGUGGUCACGGCUGGAGGAGGAAGUGCAGUGGAACAACAUGAAGUGAACCACGGGCCCUCGCUGAACACUGAGAUAUCAGGAAACAAAUCAGACAAAAGCAACGACAAGUGCAUGUCGAGAACAAAGAGUCUGAAAUUUUUUAGACACAAAUCAAAACCUAAAACAGCACCGCCACCUCCUCCUGCUCAACCUGGAGCACCAUCGCAGUCAAAUAGUGCCUCAUCUUCAGUGUUCAGAUUUGGAUUUGGGAACCGUUUUGGAAAACCAAAAGGCCCCAGGACUUAUCCGGAGACCUGGCUCUGAGGCAGUCACUUCUCUCCAAAUGUCACAAGUGAAGCUUCUCAUGAAGGUCAAAAUGAUAUGUUGCAUUGCUCAUGUGAUCUUGUACACAGCAAGGACCGGAAAAAGCACUGAAAGCUGCCUCUCUUUGUCUCAGGAAGAACUAACAGUCAAAAGUAGCACAGUCACACACACAGCAGAGAACAAACAACAAGUGCCUUGUUACGUGCUCUGAUCUGUUUUGUAGAAUUUAUGAACCGAGGCUGAUUUUAAUUACCGACCUGGGCCUCAUCCAACAGCAUGGACAGCCACCCAGACCCAGGACUUGAACAUUUAAAACCUCAGGAGCCUCAGCCUCUUGAAAAAUAUUAGCUUGCAGAAGUGGACAGCCUGCAGAGAGAAUGUUUUACACUUCUUGUUUUAAUGCUCAAAGCAAUGCUGUUAAACUUGGUGUACGAGGAAUGUAUUUAAAUGUGUAUGUCUGCCUUUGUGCUUUCGGAAUAGGGAAAAAAAAACAAAAAAACGGGUAUAGGAUUGCUUGUACUUCUUCACCACGUCAGUUUUUUCUGUUAUGAAGACAACAGACUUCACAUCACUGUGUACCACGCGUUACAUUUAGUUGCUGCAAUCCACCUAUAUAUUAAAAAGCAUCAGCAGCACCUUGAGCUGAUAUCUUCAGGUACAAAGAAUGUAAUGUAAAUCAAAUAUGCAUAUGAUGCAAUGGUACAGUUAAACUGUAUAACAUACACUGGUUACACAUGAAAUUAUUUAUUAAAAAAUACUGAAAUU